Meloidogyne enterolobii is the source of this 288-nucleotide messenger RNA. The record is from the annotation of a GenBank genome assembly. Lineage: Eukaryota; Metazoa; Nematoda; Chromadorea; Rhabditida; Meloidogynidae.
AUGAAAUGUUGUAUUUUAAUUGGAUUAUUGACUGGAUUUAUAUUUUUAUUUUGGAUAUUUUUUGAAUAUUUAAAAGGAAAGAAAAGAAUUUCUUUAUUAAUUUUAAUUUUAAUGUUGUUUAUUAGUUUUAUAUCCGCCUCUUUCGAUGCUUUUUUUGAUUUUCCUCCAAUUUUUUGGAUUUUUGAUGCUCAUUCAUUCUUUCAUUUAUUUUCUAUUCCCAUACCUCUAUUAUGGGCUGAAUUUUUAUGUUUGGAAGCAAAAUUAGAUAAACAAAAAAUUGAAAAAUAA